Molecule: messenger RNA, 3780 nt
Organism: Ruditapes philippinarum (Manila clam)
Lineage: Eukaryota; Metazoa; Mollusca; Bivalvia; Venerida; Veneridae
Product: protein mono-ADP-ribosyltransferase PARP15-like
Exons: 12
Coding region: 134-2440 (768 amino acids)
Biological process (GO): negative regulation of gene expression
Cellular component (GO): cytoplasm; nucleus
Molecular function (GO): transcription corepressor activity; NAD+ poly-ADP-ribosyltransferase activity
Source: RefSeq, a predicted model, not a curated record
UUAAAAUUAUUACUUGAUCACACAGGGUUAAGUAGUUAAAUGUGAAUAAUCAAUUAAGAGCAGUUCAAUAAAGUAUAGGCCUAUAACUUAAUCUUUUUGGAUUUAAAACUAUGUCAAAUAUGUCUGUCUUGUGAUGGGUGCUGAACAAAGUAAAUGUCAAACAGGUGGAGGCUCAAAAGGAGGCACUAGACCGGCACAUUGCAAGGGGAAACAACAAACUAAACAUAGAAACAUGAAUUUUAAUGAAAGGAAGAGAGUACCUCUAGGUGCAGCUAACAUCAAUGUGUGCAUAAUAAAAGGAGACCUUACUAUUGAAAAGAGUGAUGUAAUAGUAUGCACAGCCAGCAAAAAUCUGGACCUGAGUCGAGGGAGGGCGUCCAAGGCACUGUUGGAGAAGGCUGGUUCCAUGAUGAAAGAUGACUGUGAGCAGCAGUACCCUGACGGUAUAGAAUAUGAUGAGAUAGCUGUGGUAAAUGCUGGAAAUCUACCUUGUAAAAAAGUAUACUUUGUUGCACUUCCUGUUUGGGGAACAGGACAUGAUGAGCAGAAGGGAUUGGAGACUUUAUUAAAGAAAUGUAUAAAGUGUGCUAGUGACAACAAUUGUGAGUCAAUAGCAUUCCCUGCCCUUGGGACCGGACUUUUAAAGUACCCAGCAGACAAAGUGGCUCAUUGGACAUUGCAGUAUGUUGAGGACUUCAGCAAUAGUACACCUAAUACAUCUCUAAAAUAUGUCAACAUUAUAGUCUUUUAUCAGGAUAAUGCCUCCUUUAAUGCUUUUGAGCAGGAGGCUAGGUCACGGUCCUCAAAAAGCAGUCAAGGCGGGGCUUCAGGCGGAGUUAAAGCUAAGAACGCCAUUGGAAUGAGAUCUAUUGUAUCUAGGCAAAUGUCUAAUGGUGGAGGGGACGGGAGGGAUUCAAUAGGAAAUAUCAAUGUCAGUAUUAAAGUAGGAGAACUAACCAGUUUCCAGGCUGAUGUUAUUAUAAACAACACACAGGAAGAUUUACAGCUAGAUAGUGGGGCACUAUCUAAUGCAAUACUUGAUGCUGCAGGCCCUGGUCUCCAGGAAGAAUGUGAUGAGUGCUACCCACAUGGUAUACAAGGCGGGGAAAUAGCUAGCACAGGAGGUUACAGUCUCAAAGCUAGCAGAGUCUAUCAUGGAACUUUACCUACCUGGAAUAAUAACAAAUCUGCUAGUGCUAAAAAGCCACUGUGUAGAUUUAUAUGCAACUGUCUAAAGCAAGCGGAGAGGGAUCAGUUUCAAACAUUGGCAUUCCCGACACUGGGGACAGGUUCCCCCUCGUACCCGGCCAGAAUCAGUGCUCAAACUAUGUUUGAAUGUAUCAAAAAACACCAGAACACAUGUUCUAAUACAUGCAUUUCUGAUAUUAUUAUCGUUGUGUAUAACAAGGGAGACAACUGGAAGAAAAUUAGGGCUGCUUAUGAACAAGAAUUGAGUAAAGCUUUGGAUCAUGAUUCAGAUGAUGAAGAGGAUGAGGAAUCUAACAAUAAAGCCAUGUACAGACUGCUAGAGAUGGCAGCGAAGAACUCCCUUGAACGUACUGUUGCCCCGCCUAAAGGAACGAAAGACUGGUUCAAACACCAAUACAAGACUAACCCAAGGUCACCAGGCUACUGGACAGAGUUCACUGACAAUAAAACAUUGAAAGAUUGGAGGUUAGAUUGUGAUGAUGUUAGACCUAAACGUAUACUAGUUGAUCAACAGACUUUUGACGCUGUAAAAAAAGUUGCCUUGGAAACAUGGCAGAAGCAACAUGUAGGUCAAGGUCGCGAUGCUAAGGGUCUUGAUAGUCUGAACUAUUCUAAUAUAAGAAUAACAAAGGUAGAAAGGAUAGAAAACUGUGAACUUUUUGAGAAGUAUGCCCUAAAAAGACAGGAUUUGUUCCACCAAGCUUCAAAACAAGGAGAAUUUACAAGAUUAGACAAAGUGAAGGGUUCAAGUGGGAAAAUAAUGACCACCAGUAGUAUACCAAAGGAUUCUGCUCUAAGUAGAGAUAUACAUCUAGAGAUCAAUGAACAUUAUAUGUUUCAUGGAACAUUGGAAUCUGUCGUAGAUACAAUUAUUAAACAAGGACUGGACUGUAGGCUGGGUGGAGCAUCAGCCAUGUUUGGACAAGGGGUAUACGCAGCUGAAAGUUCAACAAAGUCAGACCAAUAUGCAGAUCCGAAAACAAACAGAACAAGCGGUGAGAAGAAAAUGUUUCUAAUCAGGAUGUGCCUUGGCAAAAUGUAUGUUGUAAAUCAGCCCAAAGCUUUUGCACGUGCUCCCUGUAUGCAGUGCUACAUGGACAAGUGCUCGUGCACUGAUAACAGUUUCUUUGAUUCUGUGGUAGGGGAUGGAGGCUGGAACUUCCGGGAGUUUGUCGUUUAUGAUAGAACGCAGGUGUAUCCAGAGUAUCUCAUCAGCUAUGUUCGGGUUUAAUAUAAUUGCAACAGUUUAAAGUUUUCUGUUUAUUACAUGUAUUUUGACCUUUGUUUUACAGACAGAAAUUCAUUGUAUACUCGCAUAAAACAAAAAUAAAAAACUAGGUUUAAGGAAAAAUUGCGAAUUAGGGUAAAUCUUGAAGUAUAAAUUGUUUUAUUGUAUAUUUCAAUUAAGUGACUUUAUGCCAAUUCAAAUGUAAAUGGUGAGUGUCCAAGUAAAAGUCAAAAUAACAUUUACAUUACAUUUUGCCAUGAUUGUUUUCAAUUUUAUUUUCCGCUUUACAUGAGUAAAUAAUAAAACAUAUGAGUCAAUGGAAUUUCUAUAAAGAGACGUCGGAGUUCAAGAGUGGUGCAGUAUUUAUAGUUCAGGCAGUUUGUUUCGUUUUUGUUUUUUUUUUGCCAGAAUAUGUUUGAUCAUGAUCAACUCUUGGUCAAUCACCAUUUAGAAAUAUACAGCUAAUUAUCUCAUCCUGACAGCAAAAAAUAAGCAUAAUAUUAAUAUGAGCCGCGUCACGCCAAAACCAACAUAAUGGGUUUGCAACCAGCAUGGAUCCAGACCAGCCUGCGCAUCCGCGCAGUCUGAUCAGGAUCCAUGCUGUUCGUUAUCAGUUUCCCUACUUGUUAUAGAGUUUGUAAGCGAACAGCAUGGAUCCUGAUCAGACUGCGCUGAUUCAAGGACAGUAUUAAUUUGUGUACUUAAAUAAAUUAUUUUUUGGUUAUUUUACAGGUAAUAUAUAUGUGUAGAAGUAUCUUAUAGUUUAUAAGAGACAACCUGAUUGAGUUUCUAGUUGUGAAAAAUAUCAAUUACAUGUAUAUCUCAUUGAUGAAAUCUAUGCUUACACAAGAUGUCAAAUAGUUAUCAACAUAUGAAAUAUAAGAUAAUGGAUGCUAGUUAAAUCAAUAAAGACAAGUUGUUGUAUUAUACUUUGUCUAAGGACACACAAUUUAUUUGAUUUUUUGGAAGUCCAUUUGUAUUCCCAUAUUCUUAGGCUUGUAAAUGCUGGCAUAUAACUUGAUAAAUUCUUUUUCUAGCCUAGAUGUUAAUAUUUCAUUGGGUUUUUAAGUUUUAACUGUUUCACACCUUUCAUUGGGUUAUUCUGUACCUGUUUUAAUAUUAUAUUUACGCAUUUUAAAUUUUUAACUGUCCAACAUAUCAUUAUGCUAUCACUUGUUUACAGUUAAGUUUACUGUAAAAUUUAUAUAUGCAUUAUCACAUAGAAAUGAAAUGCUACAUGUAUGUCUGCAAGGAUAAUGUACAAUAUUGCCUCGAUUGAUUCUAAUGAAAUUCAAUUUUAUCAUACACUUUUAUCUUUGAAAUAAAGCCUUUUACACAUACAA